This is a messenger RNA of Durio zibethinus, 2256 nucleotides long. Its product is annotated as transcription factor GTE12-like. The record is from RefSeq and is a predicted model, not a curated record. Gene Ontology annotation, molecular function: protein binding. Lineage: Eukaryota; Viridiplantae; Streptophyta; Magnoliopsida; Malvales; Malvaceae.
UCUAAAAGCAAAGGUGCCCCCCCAAAAAAAAAAAAAAUCAGAGAAAGAGAGAGAUGAUAAAACCCUAGCCUUAGAUUUUUACACUUCCUCUAAGCAGUGGAGUAAGAGUAGCAGUGUAGAGGAAAACCCUGAGCUUUACACUUUCUCUCUCUCUCUCUCUCUUCUCUUCUCGAUCUGUUCUCUCUUGCUUUUUUCUUUUGUCAAACUCUUUUUUCGAUUCUCCAAUCGUCUUUACUCCAUCGCCGUCUCAUCGAUCGAUCGAUCGAUUCAUUGGCCAAAUUUGAUUUUUUCUGGAGCUUGUUUGGUUCGGUUUUCGUUUCACAAGAUGAUUGCCGCGGAAAAUGUCAUGCCAAAGCAAAAGUUGAAGAUUAAGUUCCCUGCUCAUGUACUGCAAUCUUAUGAGUUUGGGCAGCAACUGAGCAGUUCCUUUGAUGGAAAAAAGAUGUCAUCUGCUGGAAAUUUGAAAGAGACUUCAGGUGCUUACAAGCGUGGACCAGAAAGGGUGAUGGUGGGUGGUCCACAGGAGAAGAGGCAAAAGAUGGACUGCAGCAUAACUCAGCAGUGUUCUGCCCUGCUAAAAGCACUGAUGAAACAUCCAGCUGGGUGGGUUUUCAAUCAACCAGUGGAUCCUAAAGCAUUAAAGAUUCCUGAUUAUUUUUCAAUAAUAAAAAACCCCAUGGAUUUGGGUACAAUUAAGUCCAAGCUAGCGAAGAAUACAUAUCUUGGCAUUGAAGAGUUUGUAGCUGAUAUUAAGCUGACGUUUUCUAAUGCCAUGCUGUAUAAUCCACCAUCAAAUAAUGUUCAUAAAAUGGCAGAAGAAAUGAAUGAGUUUUUUGAGGCAAGAUGGAAAUCUUUGGAGGAAAAGUGGAAUCAAGAAAAUUUUAAGGUUGGGCAUGGGAAAGUUUUGAGUGUGCGACUGAAAGAUGUUAAUGAAUCAAGACAGAGUUGUUAUAAAACACAACCAUCCCGAAAUAGCUCUUUGCCUAAGAAGUCAAAGCCAUCUGAGGGGAAGGUUGUGAAGGUGACUUUGAAUGCAAGAGCAGCAGAGGUUGAGUGGCCUAAACCGGCACUGAUCUGUGUGAGCAAGUUGGCGGGGAAAAACUUACAAAAAGGCGCCAGUACCGGUAGUGGUAGUGGUGGGCAUGCCUAUGGGUCUAUCAAUGCCAAGCCACCAUUGAGCCCAGGUGCUUGCAAAUGCAGUUCAUGUGGCAGCAUUAAGUGUCAAUGUAGCCUUGCAAGUGAUUCAAACCAUGCAUCUUCCAGUGAUGUGACUUCGGAAAGAUCAUUGGGUGGAGAUCUUAGAGUGUGUAGUGCUGAUGCCUCUAAAUUGGAUUGCCAGUCAAAAAGCACAUUGACAUCACAAGUGAGCAAAUCUGAUCCAGAUUCUGAUGGGGCUGUAAGUGCCUUGGAUGAUGAGAAUCUUUGUCUUAGUUCUCAACUUACAACUCUUUCAACAGAUGCUGCUUCUGGUGAAGGAUUGUUAACUCCUAUUUUUGAUGCACAAAUGUCACCGAAGAAGGCUCUUCGUGCUGCAAUGCUGAAAAGCCGUUUUGCAGACACCAUUUUGAAAGCUCAGCAGAAGACACUACUUGAUAACGGUGAUAAAACUGAUCCAGUGAAGAUGCAGCUGGAAAAGGAAAAAUUGGAAAGAAGGCAGCGUGAAGAAAAGGCAAAGAUUGAAGCUCAAAUCAGAGCUGCUGAAGCUGCAGCAAGAAUGAAGGCAGAGGUUGAGUCGAAAAAGCAACGGGAAAGAGAAAGAGAAGCUGCUCGAAUUGCAUUGCAAAAGAUGGAAAAAACAGCUGAGAUCGAACAGAAUCUGGAGAUUCUAAAGGAAUUCGAGAUGCUUAGUGGAUGCUCUCUUUCUAUUAAUCAAUUGCAUGGUCGUAAAAAUGGAUAUGAAAAGGUGAGUGGAGCAUAUGGAGGAACUCGUGUGAAUCCACAGCUGAUGCAGCAGCUGGGUUUGUUCAUCAAAGACGAGUAUUUGGCAGACGAUGACGAUGAGGCAAUUCUGAAUGAAGAUGGUGAAGAGGGAGAAAUACUGUCUUAAACAUAGUAAUAUUGUAGUCCUCUUUGUUCCAGCGCUUGUUAAUAAUUUCUUAUUGGGAGAAAAAAAAAGGAAAAAAAAAAGGAAAAAAAAAGGAUGGUCAAAGUGGAAUUGUUUGUAAAUGAAGUAUUUUUGUAGGAAAUUGGAUAUUUUUAACAAAACACGUAUAUAUUUAUAUAGAAAAGCUAAAAGUAUAGUUUCCAUCAAAUUCA